Messenger RNA from Vigna radiata var. radiata (mung bean), 1224 nucleotides. Its product is annotated as protein SRG1. Lineage: Eukaryota; Viridiplantae; Streptophyta; Magnoliopsida; Fabales; Fabaceae. The record is from RefSeq and is a predicted model, not a curated record. The transcript has 4 exons. Bases 46 to 1116 code for a protein of 356 amino acids.
UUUUGCCAUAUUAAGAACUACAAAUCAUAAAGACUUUGAUUAGCCAUGGGAGAUAGCAGCAAGAACCCUUCUGGAACUUCAAUUCUGGUACCAUCAGUUCAAGAGUUGGCUAAGCAGAAUUUGUCUGCUGUUCCACACAGAUACAUUCAACCUCACCAUGAAGACAUGCACCUCAUCUCUCAACAAACUCAUGCUCUUCAGAUUCCAGUUAUUGACAUGCACAACUUGCUUUCUGCAGAAUCUAAAACUUCAGAACUUCAAAAGCUUCAUCUUGCUUGCAAACAUUGGGGAUUCUUCCAGCUGGUAAAUCAUGGGGUCAGUCUUUCUUUGGUGGAGAAAGUAAAGUUGGAAAUUCAAGAAUUUUUCAACCUUCCAAUGUCAGAGAAGAAAAAGUUUUGGCAGAGUUCAGAGCAUAUGGAAGGUUUUGGACAAGCAUUUGUUGUGAGUGAAGAUCAAGAACUUGAUUGGGCUGACCUUUAUUACAUGACAACCCUCCCAAAACACUUAAGAAUGCCUCAUUUAUUUCCAAAGCUCCCUCUUCCUUUCAGAGACACUCUGGAAAUUUACUCACAAGAAAUGAAAGAUCUGGCGUUGAAUAUUAUUGGUCAUAUGGGAAAAGCUUUGAAGAUUGAAGAAAAGGAAAUAAAGGAAUUGUUUGAAGAUGGAAUUCAACUGAUGAGGAUGAAUUACUACCCUCCAUGCCCUGAACCAAAUAAGGUUAUUGGACUUACCCCUCAUUCAGAUGGAAUUGGACUUACUAUUCUUCUGCAAGUCAAUGAAGUAGAAGGGUUGCAGAUAAGAAAAGAUGGCUUCUGGGUUCCCGUUAAACCCUUGCCUAAUGCAUUCAUUGUAAACGUUGGCGACAUAUUAGAGAUAAUAACGAACGGAAACUACAAAAGCAUCGAACACCGGGCAACAGUGAACGCAGAAAAAGAAAGACUCUCAAUUGCAACAUUCUAUAGUCCAAAGGAAGAUGGUGUGGUGGGUCCUGCAUCAAGCUUGAUCAGUGAAGAAACACCACCACGAUUCAGAAGCAUUGGAGUGAAGGACUACUUCAAGGGCCUGUUUUCUCGAAAACUUGAUGGAAAGUCCUAUGUCGAAGUCAUGAGAAUAUAGGAAGGAAAACUAAAAUUGGAGACGUUUUACUUUGGAUAUUUUAAUAACUUUUUCAAAUAGAUUAAGUGUCAUUGAUCUUUUGAAUUUAUGUUUAAAAAUUAUUUAAAA